This is a messenger RNA of Diaporthe batatas, 969 nucleotides long. RefSeq lists its product as uncharacterized. The record is from RefSeq and is a predicted model, not a curated record. NCBI's taxonomy places the organism in Eukaryota, Fungi, Ascomycota, Sordariomycetes, Diaporthales, Diaporthaceae. The transcript is spliced from 2 exons. Bases 1 to 969 code for a protein of 322 amino acids.
AUGUUCGUCAACGAAAUCCUCUCACACUUCACUGGCAAGACUGUCCUGAUUACGGGCGCCAACACCGGGCUGGGACUUGAAGCAGCCCGUCACUUUGUUCGUCUGAACGCCAGCAAGGUCAUUUUGGGUUGCCGGGACCUUGAAAAGGGCAAUGCCGCCAAACAGGACAUCGAGUCUGGACAACAUCUAGAUGACACCUCGGAUAUGGUCGAGGUAUGGCAGGUCCAACUUGACUCAUUCGACAGCGUCAGGUCCUUCUGCCGUCGCGCGUCCACACUUGAGCGCCUAGACGUCGUCAUUCUGAACGCCGGCCUCCUCAGCCACCUAUACCACACAGCCGAGGGCUACGAAUGGCUGACAACUGUCAACGUUAUUUCCACAUGGCUCAUGGCCCUCUUACUGCUGCCGGUCAUGCGCACAACACGGACCAAAUACUACACCGGCGAUACCGACCAGGCCCCUCACCUAGUGACAGUUGGCUCCAACGCGCACUUCUACACCAAGUUCGACGAGCGCAACGCACCGUCCAUAUUCGAGGCGUUCAGGGGCGGGAACAACAUGUUCAACCGCUAUGCCGACACCAAACUCAUGAGCCUCUUCGUCGCGCGCGAGGUCGCGGCCCGCAUGUCAGAUACCAAGGAGAAACCGCGGGUCGUGCUGAACAUCGUCGAGCCGGGGUACUGCCAGUCACAACUGCUGCGGGAGAAGGCCUGGCCGUGGUACUUCAAGGCCCUCAUGACUGUCGGGCUCGCAACCGUCGCCCGCACGUCGGAGCAGGGCGCGCGGACGUACAUUCACGCCGCGGCCGCAGGGUGGGAGAGCCAUGGUGUUUAUCUAGAAGAUUGCAACCUGAGUACUCCGCAUGAGUUUGUUGACUCUGAGGAGGGCGUUAGGAUACAGAAAAAGGUGUAUGCUGAGCUGAUUGAAAUCUUGGAGCGCAUUGAGCCAGGUAUCUCGGAGAAUGUUUGA